Messenger RNA from Penicillium crustosum, 2004 nucleotides. Its product is annotated as LIM domain-containing protein. The transcript is spliced from 3 exons. NCBI's taxonomy places the organism in Eukaryota, Fungi, Ascomycota, Eurotiomycetes, Eurotiales, Aspergillaceae. The record is from RefSeq and is a predicted model, not a curated record. The coding region runs from base 1 to 2004 and encodes 667 amino acids.
AUGGGAGAUCACACUUGCAUUCGGAAUGAUUUCGUCGCACCUAUCCCAUCACCGCCUCCAUCGGCAGGAUUCGAUUCGGACCGAUUCACAGAGGCAAAGGUUGGCCGGGGCCCUCCCCCGGCCAUAGACCCCUCUGCUGCAAAUCGAGCAUUCUUGCAGCCAAAUAUGCCGACACCAGCUAACAGUGUCCAUCUAUCACCUCUCCCUACCAGUCCGGCACCUCCAUCUACAACGCGCCCGUCUCAGCACAGUCUGACCGAUGAUUCGGUCUUCUCAUUCCCCAUGCCGGGUAACAGAUCACCAACUGAAGUGAGAACACCAAGUCCAAUGAUGACAGAUCGGUCUGCGUUUAAAUCACGAACACCAGUCUCGUCGCGGGAACAAGGGCCGGGUGUGAUGCCGGAGAAUAUACGCCUUCCACCUAGCCCACUGCCACCUAAGUCCCCAGAUGUGAGCCAUCAGAGGGGAGAGUCGGCAGUGAGCAACAGCAGCUACCGGACAUCUUUCGCCAGCAGUCGCUACGGCGAUUCUACAAGGAGGUCGUCGACCAACAGCCUCUCGCGGGGGUUCCGGUCAUUUAUGGACGACAUACCACCAGUGCCAUUGGCACCUCUUCGCACAUCCAACCAUAAUACUUCUCUCCCCCGUGAUUCCAACGUCUCGGUGGUUUCAUCCCGCAUUAGCAAGGAAGAAGCCAGUGGAUUCGACUUCGGUAUUCCCGGAGGCCAAACCCCGACUACCGGACUACAAGAUCUCCCAGAGGAAACCCCCUCGGCCCAAUUGCAGGGCCAUACCGAAUACAUCGCUUUCAACCCUGCGAACCUCCACCCGGCGACAGCGGCAACAGAGCCAGGCAGCGAUGCGCCAAGGAAAAACUCUAACGCAAGUACGACAAGUGCAUUCUCCGUCACUAGCUUCGCCCGGGCUCUCGGUCUAGAUGACCAAAUGAAUAACUCCGAAAGCUCUGGCUCUGAUUCAUCACCUUCCGAUGCCCGCAGUGGUAGUUCCAUGUCCAGUCUUCCCUCCGAUGCUAGCUUGAGCCGACACAAACCCACCGAUCCGCUCAAUCUAAGCCCUUUGGUUGAAGAACUGCCCGCCCGGACCCGACAGACGAUUGUAGAAGUACCCGGCCGUGUACGGAGCACAAUGGAAGAUGUCCCUCCUAUCCCGGCUGCUUUCUUCAGCCCGGAUUCACCUACCGACCCUUCAAUCAACCAAGGUGGUGUGUCAUUGAUUGCAGAGAGGAAAGCAGUACCACCGAGUCCGACCCCAGCACAACCAACACAAUCUAUCCCCCGAAAGCCACCACCACAACGCUCAUUCACAGCACCGCUACCACCACAACAAACACCGACAACACCAACCCGGUCUGCGACACGUUCGAAGGGGAAUUGUAAGGGUUGCAAUGAGAAGAUCACAGGAAAAUCGAUAUCAUCCUCGGAUGGCCGUCUGACAGGUCGAUACCACCGUGGCUGUUUCGUUUGCUUCGAGUGCCACUCUCCCUUCCAAACAGCCGAUUUCUACGUCCUCAACAACAGACCCUUCUGCGCGCAACACUACCACGAGCGCAACGGGUCCCUUUGCGCCGGUUGCCACACGGGUAUUGAGGGCCAUUACCUGGAAACUGUCGAGCGGAACCCUGCACGCCCAGACCGCCGUCGAUUCCACACCCAGUGUUUGCAGUGUCGUACAUGCCACGUCCUGCUCAAGGGCGACUACUUCGAGUGGAAUGGCGAAGUCUUCUGCGAAAGAGAUGCUCGUCGAGCCGCUGCGGCUUACCACCCACCACCUCCUGGUCCUUCUGGUCCUCCUGGUCGUCGUCGCCCCACACUACCCUCGUCUCCCCUGGCCAAGUCCGGUCAAUUCCCCCCCCGGUCCGUACCCUCCACACAGCGGAAGACCUGGACCCGGACCUGGGCCUGGACUUCACCCCGGUCCCCGAUUCCCCCUGGUGGUGGAGGACGGUUCCCCGAACGACGGACUACUAAGCUCAUGAUGAUCUGA